CCGUCGUGAAAACAUCGUGCAGUACUUUGAAGCGUCCGUGCAUCUUGUUCCUGCAGGGUUACGAGUUUGACCAACAUGGCGAGCAGAGCUGAAUCUCACCUGAAACAAGAGGAGGGAGAGAGUGGACAUGGGGAGCAGGAUUCUCCGCGUACCCACAUGUGUGACGAGUGUGGCAAGGAGUUUCGCUACCUGAGUGCGUUGAAGCGACACGUGCGGACUCAUACAGGCGAGAAAUCUUACCGGUGUGAGGAAUGUGGCAGGUGUUUUCUUGAGCUAGGUGAUCUAAAGAGGCACGUUCGAACUCACACUGGUGAGAAACCGUACAGGUGUAUAGAGUGCAGCAAGCAGUUCAGUGAGUUGGGUAAUCUGAAGAGACACUUGCGGAUCCACGCGGGCGAGAAACCCUACAGGUGUGAGGAGUGCAGUAGGCAGUUCAGUGAGCUGGGGCAUCUGAAAGAGCACGUGCGGACUCACACUGGUGAAAAACCGCACAGAUGUGAGGAGUGCGACCGGUCGUUUAGUACACUUUCGUGUCUAAAGAGACACAUGCGGACUCACACAGGUGAGAAACCGUACAGAUGUGAGGAGUGCACGCGGUCGUUUAGUACACUGUCAAAUUUAAAGAUACACAUGCGAAUUCACACAGGUGAGAAACCGUACAGAUGUGAGGAAUGCAGCAAGCAGUUUAGCAGGCUGGGUAGUCUAAAAACACACAUGCGAAUUCACACAGGUGAGAAACCGUACAGAUGUGAGGAGUGCAGCAGGCAUUUCAGCAGGUUGGAUAAUCUAAUGACUCACAUGCGGACUCACACUAGUGCACAUGUGUGAGGAGUGCGGCGUGUGUUUUGUUGGACCUAUUGAUCUAAAGAGACACAAGCGGCCUAUAUUAAGGAUCCCAUUUGAACACACAUCGGCGAAAGCCUGCCAAUGUGGUUAUUAGGGUUACCUAGUGGGAUUGUUUUAACUGUUUAUACCGUUUGAUCUUAUUUUGUUAUUCUCUUGCAAGUGAAACCCCUUUUUUCACUGUUUUUUUCUGUCAGUGUCAGUGCUAGAAGUCAUGUAUAAAAUACAACAAUGUAGUGUGUAGACAAUGGUUACAUGGUAGGACACCGUUGGUUUAACGUCAUUGUGUCAUUGUCCGUCUGUUAUAGAACUUAGUCAACUACAAUUAGUUUUAUUUGUUUUAGUAUCUGUAAAUACACCAAAUCUUUAACGUUCGGUUACAGUUGCAGCAUGUUAGUUAUUAAUACAUGGAAAUGUAAUUUGUUUGUUUUACUGCAAUUCUGUAAGGUAGAUGUAGCUUAGAGUAAGAGAUUUGCCAACUUUUUACAUCCCAGUGUCAACAAUAAAGCGCGUUAUGUGCCUUAUUUGUUUGUUAUCGUCGCUUUCAUUUUUUCCAUGCUCUACCCUUUUCCUAAGGACAUUGAUUUCUCACAUGCAAAUCAGCACACGUAACAUGGUGCAUUCACUAUCUUGACCAAGUCGUUCUCUUUUCCUAAUUAAUAAGGGUGUUGCCCGCUAUUCAAGUCAUUUUAGAUUUUUUAUUUGCUGGGACUAUAGAGGGUGAAAAUUAGAUUUUUUUUGUACACACAAUAGAUUUUUUUAUACCAGUACAUUAAUUUAAAGACGUCACAUGCGAAGCCUGUCAAUGCCUGUGGCUUAAAGGUUCCUGGGUGGGUACGUUUUAAUGUCCUUACUGUUUGGUCUCAUUGCGUUAUUCUUCUGCAAACGAAACUUCUGCAAACCGCUUAUUAUUUUUACUACCAGUAGUAUUUCAACUUACUUUGUAAAGAAACUACCAGAAAAUUAAAAUUAACAUCCUAAUGUUACGUACUGCUCCUUUAAGCUGACUCACGCAGUGCCUAUGCGUAGAAUAAACAUGUCUCAGCUUAGAGUGUUGGUAGUUUCUACAUGUAAGGUCUGGCAACAUCUAACGUUGAGUUCUCCUCACACCAGGAUGUCUUAACCACAACCUGCUUGUUUAUGCCAUAGUUUGUGCUUAUAAACCUGCAU
Messenger RNA from Branchiostoma belcheri (Belcher's lancelet), 2013 nucleotides. RefSeq names its product gastrula zinc finger protein XlCGF49.1-like. Gene Ontology annotation, biological process: regulation of transcription by RNA polymerase II. The coding region runs from base 76 to 828 and encodes 250 amino acids. Gene Ontology annotation, molecular function: DNA-binding transcription factor activity, RNA polymerase II-specific; RNA polymerase II cis-regulatory region sequence-specific DNA binding. Lineage: Eukaryota; Metazoa; Chordata; Leptocardii; Amphioxiformes; Branchiostomatidae. The transcript has 2 exons. Gene Ontology annotation, cellular component: nucleus. The record is from RefSeq and is a predicted model, not a curated record.